Orbicella faveolata is the source of this 3037-nucleotide messenger RNA. RefSeq names its product adhesion G protein-coupled receptor L1-like. Gene Ontology annotation, biological process: cell surface receptor signaling pathway; G protein-coupled receptor signaling pathway. Gene Ontology annotation, molecular function: G protein-coupled receptor activity. NCBI's taxonomy places the organism in Eukaryota, Metazoa, Cnidaria, Anthozoa, Scleractinia, Merulinidae. The record is from RefSeq and is a predicted model, not a curated record. Gene Ontology annotation, cellular component: plasma membrane.
UUCCAAUGAACCAAUUAAAACUAUUUUUCUAUUUUUUUUUCCAAGCUUAUCCAGCCUUACGCCCCGUCAACAAAACGCCGGCCUUGAGUUUACUGUGGACCGAAAACAGAGUUUCGGAGUUUCGCGAAAACGAUGGCUUCUCGUUAAUCAUGUGAUUUCCCUGCUCGAGCUUAUCCCCGGCGUAGUGUGGACGAAUCACUCUCAAUAAGAAAACGAUAUUAAAAACCGCUCUUACAAGAACCAGCAACAAGCUAUUGUAAAUACACACUGAGUAAUUCAUAAAAGAUAUUCUUUUGUCACGGCCAUGUAAGGACAUCUACUGAUGCGUUUUUAUCUGUUUUCUCCUCUAUUACAGUUUUCAGACAAACACAAGCAAGCCUUAUGCUAUAUGACUUACAUUGGUCUAGGGAUUUCGUUACUUGGAGAGACUAUUACUAUUAUUGCGUACCUGUUACUAAUAUGUUCAAGUCCCGACCAACAAAGCCAUCUUCACAUAAACCUUGUCGCCACACUGGCGAUGGCACAGAUCAUAUUUUUGACGGGAAUCAACGCUACACAUAAUCAGGUUCUUUGCCUAACUGUUGCAGCUCUCAUCCAUUACUUUUAUCUCUCAUCAUUCUGUUGGAUGCUGAUGGAAGGCAUUAUGCUUUAUCUGUUAAUCAUUGAAGUCUACAACACUGAACUCAAGCUACCUUUGUGUUACGGCUUUUCACUUGGAUUGCCAGGUCUUGUUGUAGGAGGAACAUUGAUAAUUGCACACUUGCGAAGCGAGGGAAUACAUCAAUAUACAGCCAGCAGUUGGUGCUGGCUGUCAACAGAAAGGUAUUACAUAUGGUCUUUUGCCGGACCAGUCAUAAUAAUAUCUGCUGUAAACGUGGUGGUAUUUUGUAUUGUUGUGAAGGAAAUGGUAAACAUGACCAGCAUGCAGUCAAGUAAACUGAACAAGGUCAAAGCAGCAGUUAAAGCCUGCAUUGUCUUGUUUCCUUUACUGGGGAUUACAUGGCUAUUUGGUUUGCUGAGUAUGGCAAGAGCUGGUGUCGUGUCCCAGUAUGUCUUCACUGUACUCAACUCCUUACAGGGAUUACUGAUCUUUGUUUUUCACUGUGCAAGAAAUACUGAGAUAAGAGUGGUUUGGGACAAGAAGCUGAAAAAGAUGAAGAAACAAGCCUGGCUUUUCUUCAAAUUUGGAAGCCCACCUCAAACGAGCACGAGCGAAAACAAUUCGAACAAACAAGGACCAUCGGAGUUGGAGCUCAAUAGAAAAACCAAUAAAAUCACUCCUGUUGAACGAUAGAACGAAAGAUGGUAUUGGAUAAUAGCAACACGAUUCUUCGUGGAGCAAGAUAGAACGAGCAAUCUUAUUGGAGGAGAGCUUCGCUUCUAUUGAAAAAUAGAAGGCGCAAUCGUAUUGGACGAACAUUCAAAUAACGAAAACUUUUUUUUCUUGUGAAGGAUAGCUAGAGAGAAUGCAUGAUAUGAACAGUCCAAAAGCAAAAAUAACUGCCUCAUUGAAAGAUAUGAGGUAAUCGAGUUGGAUGAUAUUCAAAUAGUGAUAUUGCAAGUGUGCUGGUGUUAAAAGAACGGGCAAUCACGUUGAACAAAAACAAAUCCCAUUGUACAACUGCCUACCGCAAUGAACGAUAGCCGACAAGCAACCAUUUUUAAACACACUGAACAUGCGAAUGGCCGUUUAUCAACAAUGACCGUAGAUAUAUUUAUUUCAUAUUUAUUCUUGAAAACGUUGGAUUAAUUUUGUCUAUUCCCAUGAGUUUAUUCAGUUGCUAGAGAAAGAACUAAUUGCUUAUUUACUACACAUACUCUUGGCAGCAACUAAGGCGCCGAAGAGAAAGAGGGUUAAAGCUCAUGUAAACUCAAAACGGAUCUUCUUCCCGUACUUAAAGGCAACUAAAAGCCUAUCAAAUGAAGAAUGUCACUGAUUUACAUCAAAUUAUACACACUUAAGUACAUCAAACUGAUGGAUAAGUGAAGUUUGAUAUCAAUUAGCAGGCAGACUUAAAAGAAGAUUUGUCAUCAUCAUGAAAUACAGAAUUAUUUUUAGAAUGUUGGAAACCUAAGCACGCUGAAUUGCUCAGUCAAUGAAUGUACAAAAACACCGAAAAGGUCAUGAGGCGAAGAGAGUGAAGAUUAUAGAGAAACAAGAGAUUAUGAUCCUGAGAGAAAUUAAGACCGAUUAUACCAAACGAACUUAAAAAAGAAAAAAACAAAAAACAGAGGACAUGCAUGCACGCAAGCUUUAAAUUACGUGCCUGCUAUGAAGACAUUUGUUUGCAUUAUGUCAUGGUGCUACCUAAGAUAGAUCUGAUUACAAGUCAAAUAUACUUUGACAGAAAAAGUUCUCCUGAAGAACAAAAGCUUUUAGACAGUCCUAGUCAACAACACUGCAUUAGUUAUCUUGGCACUAUUUUUUGCUUCUUUUUUCUCGGCGUCCAUUCUCUAAGUGCUGUUUAUAAAAUGUACAGUUGUAGAUUAAAAGAAAUAUAUCUAGACAAACGGAUAACAAGUGUUAUAAAAGCAUAAUAAAUUAUAAAUGUAGUUACAAUAAAUCAAUUCGUUCAGAACAAGAUUCAUUUAGGAAGUAUUGAAUUUUAACGACAUAAGAUAUUUAUAAAGUGGCCUGAAAGCUUGAAGGUCUGACUUUCAAUAUGCGCGUGUGCCCUUAAUUCUGAUAAGUUCAUCUUAUUUGGAUGACCAUUAAAAGGUGCGUAGGCAAAUCAACAAAUCUUAUCUUCUGUCAUUUCAACAGCAGUCGCUUUAAGAUCGACCUAAGAAUGAAACCGUCUCGAAGACAGUGGACUGCAUUGCUGCUUCUAAGCCUUGAUGAGAGGAGAGUUUAUAUUUUGAUAGUUGAAAUAUUUAAGUGAUUUUUCCUUCUUCUUUUCUCCGUGUUUUCCAAAAGAAAUAGGUCGUGUUUCCUCCGUGCUUCUAUCAGGUUAACGAAGCACUCGUGGAAGUUUGGGAGAACUCGAAAAAGCUGUGGAAACACUCUACCAGGGUUCGUGAUCCCACAGCAUUUCUC